Messenger RNA from Oxyura jamaicensis (ruddy duck), 2666 nucleotides. It is a transcript of the gene CEBPB, whose product is annotated as CCAAT enhancer binding protein beta. Gene Ontology annotation, biological process: regulation of cell differentiation; DNA-templated transcription; regulation of transcription by RNA polymerase II. Gene Ontology annotation, molecular function: RNA polymerase II cis-regulatory region sequence-specific DNA binding; DNA-binding transcription factor activity, RNA polymerase II-specific. The record is from RefSeq and is a predicted model, not a curated record. Lineage: Eukaryota; Metazoa; Chordata; Aves; Anseriformes; Anatidae.
GGCGGUGACGCGCCUGUUGCUAUGGGAUCGGCCGCCCCUAUAAAUAACCGAGCGGAGGAACUUUCCUAAGGCAGAGGCUUUUAGGACGCGGGCCCCGCAACCAGAUGGUCCGCAGGAGAAACGCCAGCUCCAGCCGCAGCACCCGGAGCGGCAGAGCCCCGCCGAGCCGCAGGGACUGAGCCGGCGCAGGGGGGGGCAGCGCAGCAGCCGCGGUGCCCAGCGCCAGAGCCCGAGGCAGGGUCCGGAGCCCCCCACCCCGACGGCGGCAGCUCGAUCCUCUGCCGGGGGGGCCCCCUGCGCCGUCUUCUCCUCCCCGCAUCCCCCUUUGCUUUCAUGCAACGCCUGGUGGCCUGGGACGCAGCAUGCCUCCCCAUCCAGCCGCCCGCCUUUAAAUCCAUGGAAGUGGCGAAUUUCUAUUACGAGGCGGACUGUCUGGCUGCUCUCAACAAGCUGCACCCGCGGGCGGCCGGGGGCCGCUCCAUGACCGAGCUGACCGUAGGGGACCACGAGCGAGCCAUCGACUUCAGCCCCUACCUGGACCCCUUAGCAUCCCAGCAGCCGGCGCAGCCGCCUCCUCCCGCAGCAGCAGCAGGGGGCAACUUUGAGCCUCCGUGCAGCAGCGGCGGCGGCCAAGAUUUCCUUUCCGAUCUCUUCGCCGAGGACUAUAAAGGCAGCGGCGGCAAGAAGCCCGACUACACCUACAUCAGCCUCGGCCGGCACGGCCACCCGUGCGGCAGCCAGAGCCACAAGCCGGGGGGGCUGCCGGGCUGCUUCCCGCCCCAGAUCGUGGAGACCAAAGCCGAGCCGGUCUUCGAGACCCUGGACUCUUGCAAAGGGCCCCGUAAGGAAGAAGGGGGGGCCGGGCCGGGACCGGGGGGCAUGUCCUCGCCCUACGGCAGCACCGUGCGCUCCUACCUGGGCUACCAGUCGGUGCCGAGCGGCAGCAGCGGGAACCUGUCCACCUCGUCCUCCUCCAGCCCCCCCGGCACCCCCAACCCCUCCGAGUCCUCCAAGUCGGCCGCGGCGGCGGGGGCUACUCGGCCCCCCCCCGCGGGCAAGAACAAGCCCAAGAAGUGCGUGGACAAGCACAGCGACGAGUACAAGCUGCGCCGGGAGAGGAACAACAUCGCGGUGCGCAAGAGCCGCGACAAAGCCAAAAUGCGCAACCUGGAGACGCAGCACAAAGUCUUGGAACUGACGGCCGAGAACGAGCGGCUGCAGAAGAAGGUGGAGCAGCUCUCCCGGGAGCUCAGCACCCUCAGGAACUUGUUCAAACAGCUGCCCGAGCCCCUGCUCGCCUCCUCGCCGCGCUGCUGACCCCCUGCCCCCGGGGGCGGCCGGAGGGGAGCGCCGGUGGCCGGCUCCCCGCUGCGACCCCCCCCUGCCGGGGGAGCCCGGGGCUGGGGGCCCGCAGCCUGCCCCCGGGGCUCCCCCCGGGCUCGGCGGGGCUUUCUACUCGGUUUGCUCUUUAUUUACGCGUCGGCGGAGGGGCCCGGCGAGGCCGCCUGGGCGCGGGGGCGCGCCGGGGGUCGGGGGUCGGGGGCCGGCGGCCGCGGGGCUCUGCGGGCUGCUGGGCGCUGGGGGUAUUUAACACAGCGAGAGGAGAGCAGGGCGAAGUGAUGCAAUCCUUGAAGCAUGGCUGGGAAUGCUGCGUACAUGAUGCAAUCUCGUGUAACUGUCAGUCAUGGAUUGAGUAAUCUGUUAAAGAUGUUCCUACGUUUUUUUUUUUUUAUUAUAAAGAAUAAUCUAUUUCUAUAAGAAAAUACAUAUGUAUAUUUUGGGAUCUAUGCAUUCUUGCUACGUUUGAAGCAUUAAUGAACAAUUUUAAUAAACUUUAUGACUAGGUUAAAAAAAGUAGCUUGUUUUAUUUGGAAGGCACGUUUGAAGCUAGCUUAAAGGCAGAGCUGAAACUCUAGCUGCAUCUGGCUCGGUGCUGUGAUCAGGGAGCAGGAUUGCUGUUGGUCUUUUCACUUUCUCUGUGACUCAGAGAAAAACAAAAACAAAAAACCCCAAGAGAAACCCAGCAAAGAGCAGGGCUGGAAGCUUCAGCCAGUUCUUGUUGCCUCAUUUUAUUUCCUCUAAUCACUUGCUUUAGCUGCCGCUUGGGUAUUGUGUGGGGAGGAGGUGGUUGUUUGGCGUUUUCGGUUUUUGCGCUUCUUGCUGUUCUUGACGUGUAGAGCGAGGUGUGCUGUCCAAACCGGGACCAGUCCUUGGCAAAGUAACUCCGAGUGUGAAGUGGGAGGGAGGAAGAAAAAGUAAGGGAGGAAGCUUUAAUUAAUUAAUUAAUUAAUAUUAUUUUUUUUUUUUUCUCUAAGGAGUUUAUAUUCUCUGAGUUAAGAUUCAGUGUUUCUUAUGUUUGUAGUUUCCAGGAACAAACACCAGAAAGUAGCAUUUCUGUUGGAUGCCGGUAACUCGGUCACUGCUCAGGAAGCUCUCCUGCAGCCGGCCAGUGAUACCAGACCCUGCAGCUCAGCAGCUGGGAGCACAGCCGCUGUGGGAUUUGAGUCCCGAGCCUCAGUGAAGAAGAGCUCUCAGGUUCAGCACAGCUCUGAUUCUGAUUUGGGUAGUUCUGUCUACUGGGAACUAAAAUCCUUUUGUGAUCAUUUUCUCACCUGCUAAAUUGUUUGACUGUUUGGUUUUGAAUAAACGGCUUUCUACCCCUCCUA